Messenger RNA from Vicia villosa (hairy vetch), 1448 nucleotides. RefSeq names its product ABSCISIC ACID-INSENSITIVE 5-like protein 1. Gene Ontology annotation, molecular function: DNA-binding transcription factor activity. Gene Ontology annotation, biological process: positive regulation of DNA-templated transcription. The transcript is spliced from 5 exons. The record is from RefSeq and is a predicted model, not a curated record. Gene Ontology annotation, cellular component: nucleus. Bases 254 to 1213 code for a protein of 319 amino acids. Lineage: Eukaryota; Viridiplantae; Streptophyta; Magnoliopsida; Fabales; Fabaceae.
UUGCUUGUCUUCUUGAAGUUCAUAUAAAUCACAUUCAUAUGCAUGUUUGCAUGUUGCAUGCAACUAAGGGAUGCAAUUGAAUCCAUUUACAUCAUCUUAAAUUUUUAGUCACAAUAUGCUUUUGGUAAACUUUAAUAUAUCGUUAGACCGAGAUCAGACAGUUUAUGAUUUUAAUUCUAAACCCUAAAUUACAACACAAAAAUCAUAGGUCAUUACGAUCUGAUCUUUAGCUUAAAAAUCUUCAGAAGUAUCCAUGGCUUUACAAGAAAUAGAUCAAGAGGUUUCAAUGCAAGAAGAACAAGUAGAAACUCCAAUUCCUCAACUAAGCAGACAAAGCUCAAUACUCUCACUCACCCUUGAUGAGUUCCAAUGCAAGAGUGGAAAGAGCUUUGGUUCUCUCAACAUGGAAGAAUUCCUAGCCAGCAUUUGCAAUUCCAGUGAUGAAGCUACUCCAUCUCUCAAGAAUACUAAUAGUGUUGCAACAGAAGAAGAACAGCAUGGUAACUCAUUCUCUGUCCCUCCUCCAAUUUGCAAGAAAACUGUGGAUGAAGUUUGGUCUGAGAUUCAUAAAAACCAACCACAAUUCAAAGAAGAAAAUAGCCUUAAGAAAAACGAGUCACGCAAGAAGCAACAAACACUUGGAGAAAUGACUUUGGAGGAUUUCUUUGUGAAAGCUGGUGUAGUACAACAACAAUCAUCAUCAUUGUCGUUUCAGAAUCAUAGUGGCAGUGUUUCAAGUAAUAUGAGGCCAUUGAAUGUUGCAAGUUAUGGUUUGAGGCCUUCAAUUGGAAUGGGAUAUUCUAGCAAUGGUCUUGUACCAUACCAAAUGAUGUCACAGAAUAACAACUCAGGAGUACUGCAGGACCGCGCAAUCGGGAAAAGUCAAAACUUGCCUGAAUCAAGUGGAUGUAGUAAUAAUAGCAAGAUGAUAAUUGACGGUCCUUCCGAAGUUGUCGUGGAGCGAAGGCAACGUAGGAUGUUGAAAAAUCGAGAAUCGGCUGCUCGUUCUCGAGCAAGAAGACAGGCAUACACUGUCGAGCUAGAGGCAGAGCUGAAUCACCUAAAAGAAGAGAAUGAAAAGCUAAAACAAAUUCUGGCUGAAGCAGAGAGCAAGAGGAGACAAGAGCUUUUACAGAGAACGAAUUCACCAAAGAUUCGAAAGGGAACAGAAAAAUUAAGAGGAAUAAGAAGGCCUAUAAGUGCAACCUGGUGAAUAAGCCUCAACAAGAAGAAUUAAAAAAAUUAGUGUAGAUAUGAAGGGAAAAAAAAUAAUGUGUCUGUACUCAUGAGAAAUUCUACUUGUGUUGUACAUUCUAAUAUAUGGACAAUUGAAAAAAGUUCAGACAUAUGAAUGCUGCUAUUAUUCUACUGCAUACAUUGUUCAUAAAUAUGUAUAGAUUUGAUAACAACCUGUGUUUGAUUCACAUCACUUUCAAGUAUGCAGAUAA